This is a messenger RNA of Carassius auratus (goldfish), 2737 nucleotides long. Its product is annotated as gastrula zinc finger protein XlCGF57.1-like. Lineage: Eukaryota; Metazoa; Chordata; Actinopteri; Cypriniformes; Cyprinidae. The transcript is spliced from 2 exons. The record is from RefSeq and is a predicted model, not a curated record. Bases 59 to 1270 code for a protein of 403 amino acids.
AAUAAAACAAGAUGAACCAGAAACCUGGAGAAUAAAACACGAGGAACAAGGAGGCCUGAUGAAAAUGAAAGAAGAAAGACAAGAUCUGAUUGAGGUGGAUGAGAAAUAUCCGGAUCAGAAAGAUCAUGAUGUCAAUGAAGAAAAAUCUGUGAGUUGCAGCAUUAAAACAACAGAAGUCAAGAGGCCUUUCAGCUGCUCUCAGUGUGGAAAGAGUUUCACAUUGAAAACAAGCCUUACUAGGCACAUGUUAACUCAUGCUGGGAUGAACUCUUUCAGCUGCUCUCAGUGUGGAAAGAGUUUUAGACUGAAAUCAUACCUUAAGAAACAUUUGGUAACACACUCAUCAGAAAAACCUUUCACCUGCUCUGAGUGCGGAAACACUUUCACGUGUAAAGCAAGCCUUAGGAAGCACAUGUUAAUUCAUGCUGAGACAGAGCCUUUCAGCUGCUCUCAGUGUGGAACGAGUUUUACAAACAAAUCAAGACUUAAGAAGCAUAUGUUGAUUCAUGCUGGGAUAAAGCCGUUCUCCUGCUCUGAGUGUGGAAAGGGUUUAACAAAGAAAUCAGGCCUUAUUAAGCAUAUGUUAAUUCAUACUGGGAUAAAGCCUUUUAACUGCUCUCAGUGUCGAAAGAGUUUUACGUGUAAAGCAAGUCUUAAGAUGCACAUGUUAAUUCAUGCUGGGAUAAAGCCUUUCAGCUGCUCUCAGUGUGAAAACACUUUCAGACAUAAAGCAAGCCUUGAGAAGCACAUGUUUAUUCAUACUGGGAUAAAGCCUUUUACCUGCUCUCAGUGUGGAAAGAGUUUUACGUGUAACGCAAGCCUUAAGAUGCACAUGUUAAUUCAUGCUGGGAAAAAGCCUUUCUCCUGCUCUCAGUGUGGAAAGAGCUUUAGAUCUAAAUCACAGCUUAAGCUGCACAUGUUAAUUCAUACUGGGAAAAAGCCUUACACCUGCACUCAGUGUGGAAAUGGUUUUACACAGAAAUCCAGCCUUAAGGAUCACAUGUUAAUUCAUGCUGGGGAAAAGCCUUUCUCCUGUUCUCAGUGUGGAAAGAGUUUUAGAUGUAAAUCACACCUUAAGCAGCACAUGUUAAUUCAUACUGGGGAAAAGCCUUACACCUGCACUCAGUGUGGAAAGAGUUAUAAACAGAAAACAUGCCUUAAGGAUCACAUGUUAAUUCAUGCUGGGGAAAAGCCUUUCUCCUGCUCUCAAUGUGGAAAGAGUUUUACGUCGAAGCGACAACUUAAGGUUCAUUUGGUAACUCACACUUAAUAAAAGCCUUUCACCUGCUCUCAGGCAUGUUAAAGGGGUCAUCGAAUACCCAUUUUCCACAAGCUUAUAUAAUUCUUUAGGGUCUUAAAGGGGUCAUAUGAUGCGAUUUCAAUUUUUCCUUACUCUUUGGAGUGUUACAAGCUCUUGGUGCAUAAAGAAGAUCAGUAAAGUUGCAAAGACUAAAGUCUUAAAUCCAAAGACUUAACUUAAUAAAAGUUAAGGGUUAACCACAACCCUUUAAAUGGCUCAUUCUACCAUGCCCCCACAUUUCAAUGUCUCUUUGUGGGAAGAAUUGCAUAACACCGCUCAAAAGACAGUCUGGCUCUUCUGACUCACAGCCUGUAGGUACGUUUUUUAUAUUUAAAUAUUUUGCAGUAGAGUAGGCUUGUUGUUUCUCAGAUCACAAAUGCAGACAGUUUUAUGUUUACAUAGCGUGAUACGCAAUGCAAAAAAGACAUAAGUCAUUAUAAUUAGUAAUUAUAUCCCGCUGGAUGCAACAUAUCCCUCGUUUGUAAUGGGUUUUAUUUGUUUUGUCUUGUCUAUCACGAACAAAUGUUUCUAUUUGACCGGAUCUUCUUAGUCAAACCAGACUAAGAAUCUGAAUCCUUUGAAAUGGUUUGCGUCUCCAGUAUGCACUAAUCCACGAAUAGCUUAAGUUAUUUGGUUUAUAAAUGUGACUUAAGGGGGUCACACACUGGACGAGAAGUGCAGGGCCGCUCCGGUCCACGUCUAGGACAACUCGAGAUAUUGCACACCGGACGCUCACAUUCUGUACACUGGAGCUCAAUAUCGAAUCAAGUUCUGAGCAGCAAGAGGAAUGAGUCAUAAUUCAUUUAUUAUUAUUUUAAAUAUUUGGGACAAAUAACAAAGAUUAAUGGUCAAAGAGACACACAGCAUGACCAUCACAUGCAAAUCCAUGAAAAAAAAGCAAGGGAAGACAAGAACCAGACAGAUUCUUUCUAGACCCUUUUUUUUACCUUUUGGUUCUCACAUUCACAGAACUACACAGAGACUAUAUUUUAAAUGAAUAAAUGCAUCAGAGAUAAAUCAAAAUAAUGCUAAACUGACAAAUUAACAGAUAUCCUUCCAAUGCAUAACUCCUUGUGAUGAAUGUAACCAACACAUUCUAAUCACCACUGUUGGGGAAGGUUACUUUUAAAAUUAAUGGAAAUGUAAAUUCACGUUUGUACACUAGAAUAAAGAGGAAGAAAGUUCAACACCAUUCAGCAAUUAAUAAAGAAGAAAUGUUUAUCUUUUCAAAUUUUUGCUUAUUAGUAUGGUUGAAUUGGAUAAUCGAAGAUCAGUGGCAAAUUGGUGAAUGAAAUUGGAUUCAAUUCAUGAAGGAUAUUUGUAUUAUUUGACAUGUUUAUUUAAUACAUGUUUAAUUGAGGGACUGCAGAUGAAAAUUAGACCGAAUGACUAAACCUGACACAUUUACAUGGUGUACUUGUUUGCUCAUGUUGAUUA